Molecule: messenger RNA, 2250 nt
Organism: Owenia fusiformis
Lineage: Eukaryota; Metazoa; Annelida; Polychaeta; Sabellida; Oweniidae
Source: the annotation of a GenBank genome assembly
UUCUCACGGUGUAUUGGAACAUUAGUGUAGAUUAGGUCAUUUAUUUUUCGUUAAGGAGCACAUCUAGCAGAGGUUCUACUUCUAUUUUGCAAAAAUAACAACAGUGUUUUGAAGAUCCAAAAUAAAGCUACGAAUUUGCUACACCUUGAAAUUUAGAAUCGUUCGGUAAAUUACUGUAGCGCAAGCAUGGGGAAAAAAUUUCAAAAAAGUUUCUCCAGUAAAUCAAAUAUUGAAGCAAUCAAGCAGUCGGGAAAGGAAUUCUUAAGUGAUAGAAAACAUUCAAACCAUUUGGUUGAUAUACUGACUAAACUGGAGUCUGAGGAGACUGAUGUACAGCUGGUAUGUGUGCGUGUUCUCCAUAAGAUCUUCAACCAGCUGUUGGCUUCACAGCAGAUGUGUUUACAACAGGCAGACACUGACAAGGACAAAGAUGUCACCAGUGAGGGAAAGUACAGUAAAUGGUUGAAGGAAAGAUACGCAGAUGCUAUCCAGCAGCUUCUAGGCCUGAUAUCUAGUGAACAGUCCAACCUACAGGAACUCUCCCUGUGUACCCUAAUGAAGUUUGUAGCGAGUGAGGGUCAGAAUCCACUCACCCACACUCAAGCCACUCAUCUUACAUUCCCAGUGGUUUUGUUUGAGAUGAUUCUUGGAAAGCUGUUAUCACAGCAACAGAAUAUGUCAUCUUUAAUAGGUCGGUUUCAAGAGUAUGUUGAAUAUGAUGACGUUCGAUAUUUCGUCUUGAAAACCCUGCGGAAACAAUUGAAAGAUUCCAGCAUAAAGAAAACAGACAUCUUCCUUGGGAAUGUUUUCUGUAUGUUGGAACUGAUGAAGGUGCCAGAAGUGAAAGAAGAUCAACUGUUGGACAACUUUAUCUCACUGAAACCAGGCCCUGAAUGUGUAACCAAAGUAACAACCAGGAAGGAACAACAAAAAAUCUUCACCAGUGCAUGGCUUGAAUUCCUCCAAAACAAAUUAACCAUGAGUCUUUACAAGAAAGUCUUGAUAAUCCUACAUGAGAAAGUCAUGCCUUAUAUGACUACUCCAGUUCUAUUAGCAGAUUUCCUCACUCAAUCGUACAAUAUAGGGGGUGCAAUAAGCCUACUGGCGUUAAAUGGACUGUUUAUACUGGUGAAUAAAUAUAAUCUUGACUACCCAGAAUUCUACAGCAAACUUUACAGUAUGUUUGAGCCAGGUGUUGUCCAUGCUAAGUACAGGGCACGAUUCUUUCAUUUGGCAGAUAUAUUUCUAACAUCAACGCAUUUACCAGCGUAUUUGAUAGCUGCAUUUGCAAAACGUUUGUCCAGAAUAGCACUGACAGCUCCCCCUUGUGGCAGUAGUAUCAUUCUCCAGUUCAUAUACAAUUUGUUAAUUCGGCAUCCUAACUGUAGAGUACUGCUCCACAGGGACAAUCAACAAGAAGAAUUUGAUCUGACCACUGACCCUUACAAUAUCAAUGAACAGGACCCAGCCAAAUCUAGAGCCAUGGACAGCUCCCUAUGGGAGAUAAAGACAUUACAACAGCACUAUAACCAUAAUGUAGCAAACCAAGCUAAGAGAUGUGACUACCCACUAGCACACACAGAAUCUGACUUUGGAGAAAUACUAGAGACCACAAUUCUCCAGUUAAUUGAGAAAGAGACCUCCAAGAAGAUCAAAGAAGGGAUUCCCACAAACUUUGAAGAACCUAAAAGUUUAGUGAUGGAUAUUGCAUCUGGACAACUUUGGGACUUUUCAAGUUAGAAGCUAACUGAUUAAAAUGAAUCACUCUUGAAAUUAUAAACUGGGAUACAGUUGUGCUGUUGGCAAGGGACUUUAAGGGACUCUUCAGUCUCUCAAAUUGGAAGCUACUCUGUGACUUUAAAAUGAACGGUCACAUAUCAAAUUAUAAACUGGGAUACAGUUGUUACCUUGGUAACUAGUCAACUGAUCUGGUCCCCCAGACAUGUCAUUCCAAAACAGCUUGUCAUAAUAUAACUGAUAUAAAUCCUUACUGUUAAUACAGAAUGGGGCAACAUGACAUACACAGGUAUGGAUAUUACAUAUUGCUAGUAAUCUAAUAAAAUAUAUCAUAUGAAUAGCAGAGAAAAGAGUUUGGAUUAUAUUGGACACAAAAGUGAGAUGUUUAAGACCGAGAUUCUAUGAGUUGUCUAUCUACACAAUUUCGGUCUUUUAAAGUCCCCAUGUAAAGUUUGAAAAUAUGUUUUUAUCAUUCAUUCACUAUUUAUCAUGACUUUAAAAGUCAUUUUAGAG